GAAGAAGCGGAGCAAUGCAGAUGAUACUCUGUAACUUAAGUUAUAAGUUACUGUCACUGCAUGCACCUUUCAGCUCCGUAAGUUACUACACAUGACUACAUGUACACACUUCUAUCCCCCUUUCCUUCACAACAUCUGUACAUAAACUAGAUACUAAAUGAUUCAUUGGCAACAAACUGAACUCAUCCUUCCAAUCCCGACCCGCGGAACCGCAACUCCGACGUCAUCGGCCCUGACCCACUUUUUCCACUUUGUCCACUUUUUCGUCUUGGACCUUCCUUCAUCCCACGCUCUUACCAAUGCCAUUCCCCGCGGGCGAACCCCGACGCGGAGAGAAGACUAGGGUAUAAAACCCCUCAUCCCCGGCUGAUCACAUAACUGGGACUUUGCUUUUACUCUUCAGACUAACCCCCUAUACCAAACACCAACACCAUUAAACCACCAAACCACCAAACCACCAAAAUGGAAGACCGACCCCUCACCCAAGUCAGCACCGACCCAAUAACCCUAACCGCCCACGAAACCUCCCCCGCCCUCCUCUUCCCAACAUUCACCGCAACAACCGCCUUCAACCUGGGCCUAGCCCUGCGCACCCGAAUCCUCUCCCUCCCCGUCUCAUCCCGCAAACCCGCGCUCAUCAGCAUCACGCUCACCACGGCGCCCCUCCCUUCCACCGACGCACAACCCGUGCCCCCACACGUCGUCUUCCAAUGCGCCACGGAACCCGGCACGAUCCCCGAUAACGAGGUGUGGGUCCGCCGGAAGCGGAAUACCGUGUUGCGGUGGGGGGUGAGUAGUUGGUUGAUGCGCAACAAGCUGUUGGCCACACUGAGUGAUGCAGACAAGGGGCAGGUGGAGGCGGCGUUCGUCAAGAAGUAUGCCCUCCGGUCGAGUAAUGCCGGGGCGGUGGCGGAUGAUUAUGCCAUCCAUGGCGGGGGGUUCCCCGUGCGGGUGCGCGGGGUCGAUGGCGUGGUCGGCGUGAUUGUGGUCAGUGGGUUGAAGCAGGAGGAUGAUCAUCAGGUGAUCGUGGAUGUCGUGAGGGAGUAUAUCUCUCAGGGAGGGGGGGAGGUGCCUGCUUCUUCGUAAGGGUAGAUCUGGAGGUGGGAUUGAACAAAUACUCCCGCCGUACUCAGUAUCAAAGUUGAUCAGUUAAGCCAAACUUGGUCUUGCUGCAGUACUUCCGUCCGAGAGUGUAAGCCUCUUCAUUCAUUCUGUAUAGAGCAUCGGGAGAGCAUCCUUCUAGGAUAGGUAUCAUAUUUAAACUAUCAACCCAAAAUUCUGGUUGGUUGGUCUUGAACAAUCAAGCAAUGCAAACUCCGG
Molecule: messenger RNA, 1320 nt
Organism: Aspergillus uvarum CBS 121591
Lineage: Eukaryota; Fungi; Ascomycota; Eurotiomycetes; Eurotiales; Aspergillaceae
Product: DUF967 domain protein
Exons: 2
Coding region: 463-1086 (207 amino acids)
Biological process (GO): post-translational protein targeting to endoplasmic reticulum membrane
Cellular component (GO): TRC complex
Source: RefSeq, a predicted model, not a curated record